This is a messenger RNA of Quercus lobata, 4494 nucleotides long. RefSeq lists its product as uncharacterized. Gene Ontology annotation, molecular function: RNA-DNA hybrid ribonuclease activity; nucleic acid binding. Lineage: Eukaryota; Viridiplantae; Streptophyta; Magnoliopsida; Fagales; Fagaceae. The record is from RefSeq and is a predicted model, not a curated record. Bases 1 to 4494 code for a protein of 1497 amino acids. Gene Ontology annotation, biological process: DNA integration. The transcript has 5 exons.
AUGGUCAGGACCAGGUCGAGGGCUACUAGCCCUGGCCGUCAGGGAAGCAGAGGCGCUUCAAGUGAUCCCCAGCGUGAUCGCCAAUCUGUACCAGUCAUGCAGACGUCAUCUGUUCAGAAUACGCAAUCCAUGGCGGCUGCAAUGGCGGAAUUGACUCGCCAAAACCAGGAGUUAAGGAUGGAGAUCAGUCAGAGAAGACAGACACGUGAGGAACACGCAGGACAGACACAAGGCCAUGGUGACAGAGAGAAUACUGAGGUUGGAAGCCAGUUUAGAGGCACCACUUCACGGGCAGUGCCACACUUGAAAGAGGAGAUGGACCAAAUGAAGAAAGUCAUGGAGGAGAUGAAGGAGAACAUGAGGAGAACGAAUCCUAUAGAAGAUUUGGUCCAAAGAACUGACUCUCCUUUUACGGCUUCCAUCAAUGGCCACCCUCUACCUUCAAAGUUCAAACUACCUUCCCUGGACUCGUAUGAUGGGACGCGUGAUCCCUUUGAUCACAUUGCAACAUUCAAGACAAUAAUGCACCUUCAAGGGGUCCCUGAUGAAAUCAUGUGUCGAGCCUUCCCUACUACCCUUAAAGGCCCGGCACGAGUUUGGUUCAGUAAAAUCCCCCCAAGUUCCGUAAGUUCUUUCGAAGAGUUAAGCAAAUUGUUUGUUAACAAUUUCAUCGGGGGACAGAGGCACAAGCGCUCUUCGUCCAGCUUACUGACCAUAGAACAAGGGGAGAACGAAAGCCUGCGGUCAUUCAUCACUCGCUUCAACAGAGAAGCCCUUAGUGUGGACGAGGUGGACGACAAGCUUCUACUAGCAGCCUUCCACAACGAGAUUAAUUCGGAUUUAUUUAUCCACAAGCUAUACGAGAAGGAGCCUCAAACCAUGGCCGAGCUCGUGCUCAUGCAAAUCAAAGACGAUCCUUCUUUAAAAUGGCCAGAGAAGAUGAAAGGGGAUCCCAACAAGCGCAAUAAGAACAAAUAUUGUCGUUUUCACAGGGACCAUGGGCAUGACACGGAUGAGUGUUAUGACCUAAAACAGCAAAUUGAGAACCUUAUCAGGCAAGGAAAGUUGAAGCACUUUGUUGGAAGGGAUCGUACAGAUGAGAAGCUGAAAGGCAAAAUGGAGGAAUCAUCCCGGCCCCCACUUGGAGAGAUAAGGAUUAUCGUUGGAGGGAACCCGAUGGGGCAAUCUUCCAAGUCGAAGAAGACGUAUCUCAAAGCGGUACAAAAUGUCCAGCUCUCUGGACGAACACCAAGGACGAGAUCAAUGGACAAGCCAACCAUUUCCUUCACCGAUGAAGAUGCUGAGAGGAUCCAUCACCCGCAUGACGAUGCGAUCGUCAUUACACUGCUCAUUGCAGAUUAUACAACCCAGAAGAGUAUGAGGCUUGGACGAGAUCAACUUCGUCCAGUAUGCUCGCCGCUGAUAGGAUUUGGAGGAAUGAAGGUGCAGCCCGUGGGUACCAUUACAUUACCAGUUGUGGUAGGGUCAUACCCGCAACAGAUAACCAAGGAAGUCAAUUUCCUCGUGGUAGACUGUACUUCUUCAUACAAUGCCAUCAUUGGAAGACCCACUCUUAAUAGUUGGAAGGCGAUAACCUCGACCUACCAUCUAUCAGUCAAAUUCGCUACGGAGUACGGGAUAGGACAAGCACAAGGAGAUCAGUUGGCAGCUAGAGAAUGCUACUUAGCCAUGAUGGCUUUGGACGAACAGGUGCAGACAAUGAGCAUCGAGGAAAGAAGAGUUAUUGCAGAGCCCACGGAAGUGUUGGAAGAUGUUCUUUUGCAAGAAGAUGAUCCUGAGAAAUUUACCAGAAUCAGAACAGGUAUGGAGGAGAAGGCAAGAGAAGACCUCAUCCAGUUCCUGAGAAAAAGUAUCGACGUUUUUGCAUGGAGUCAUGACGACAUGCCAGGAAUCGACCCAAGUGUGAUCACUCAUCGAUUGAAUGUAUACCCCUUUUUUAAGCCUAUCCGUCAGAAGAAGAGGGUAUUCGCUCCCGAGAGGGACAAGGCAAUCAAGGAAGAGGUUCAAAAACUGACCACGGCAAAGUUCAUUAAGGAAGUCUAUUACCCGGAUUGGUUAGCCAAUGUGGUGAUGUUGCUGAGCUUCAUGGAUGCCUUCUCAGGAUAUAAUCAGAUCAAGAUGGAUGAAGCCGAUCAGGAAAAAACUUCCUUCAUUACCAGCCAAGGCUUGUUUUGUUACAAAGUGAUGCCCUUCGGCUUGAAGAACGCAGGGGCAACUUAUCAAAGGUUAGUGAAUCAUAUGUUUCGUCCACAAAUAGGACGAAAUGUGGAGGUUUAUGUCGACGACAUGCUUGUGAAGAGCAUAGAUGAGGGAAGCCAUCUAGACGACCUACAGGAAACCUUUGAAACACUUCGGCGAUAUAAGAUGAAGUUGAACCCAAGCAAGUGUGCAUUCGGAGUAUCGUCAGGAAAUUUUCUGGGGUUCAUGGUCUCGCAAAGAGGAAUUGAGGCAAAUCCGGACAAGAUCCAGGCUAUAUUGAACAUGGAGCCACCGAAGAAUAUUAAGGAAGUCCAAUCCCUCACAGGACGAGUUGCCGCUUUGAACAGGUUUGUUUCGAAAGCCACAGAUAAGUGUUUACCUUUCUUUAAAGUCCUCAGGAAGGCAUUUGAGUGGACGGACGAAUGCCAAAGGGCCUUCCAAGACCUGAAGGACUAUCUCAUAACUGCCCCAUUAUUAAGUCCAUCCGUGCAAGGAGAAGAACUGUACUUAUACUUAGCGGUGUCCCCACACGCCGUAAGUUCAGCUUUAAUCAGAGAAGAGGGGAAAAUACAAAAACCGGUGUACUACACUAGCCGGGCACUCAGAGGAGUAGAGGGAAGAUAUCCGCUCAUGGAGAAGUUGGCUUUUGCACUGAUAACGGCUUCUAGGAAGUUGAGACAUUACUUCCAAGUUCAUGUCAUCAAUGUCAUGACGGACCAUCCGCUUAAGAAGGCAAUGAACAAGCUGGAAGCCGCAGGACGACUGAUUCAGUGGGCAGUUGAACUUAGCGAAUUCGACAUUCGGUACCAACCGAGAAAUGCAAUAAAGGCUCAAGCCCUAGCAGAUUUCAUCGCAGAGUUCACUCCAAGUUACGAAGACCUGAGGGAAGGAGAGUACAACAAAUGGGUCGUCCAUGUAGAUGGAUCAUCUACAUUAUAUGUUGGAGGAAUAGGAGUUGUUUUGCAGUCGCCAGAAGGGGACAAAUUGAAAUACAAGGCCCGUCUGCAAUACCAGACUGCUAACAAUGAAGUGGAGUAUGAAGCCCUUUUAAAGGGGUUGGAACUGGCCAAAUCUGUAGAAGCAGACGCAAUACUUGCCAUGGGAGACUCUCAACUGGUCAUAGGCCAAGUCAAUGGAACAUAUGAAGCCAAGGAAGACAGAAUGAAGAAGGAAGAGAAUGUGGAGGCAGAUACUCUGGCGAAGGAAGCAUCUGCGAAUGAGGCGUUGGACGAUAUAGAUGGUGUACACUACAUGCCAAGUAUAGACCUUCCAGAACUGAUGCAGAUAGAGGGAGAAGGAAAUUGGAUGACCCCAAUAGUGUCCUACUUAAAGGACGGAAGGCUUCCAGAAGAGAAGGACGAAGCAAGGAAGCUCAAAGUCAAGUCAGCCAGGUAUGUGCUUAUGGACGAGGUGUUAUACAAGAGAGGUUUUUCCCAGCCUCUCUUAAGAUGUUUGGCUCCGGACGAAGCAAAUUACAUGUUGAGGGAGGUUCACGAAGGAGUAUGCGGGAACCAUUCGGGAGCCAGAUCACUCGUCCAUAAAGUCAUCCGUAGCGGAUUCUAUUGGCCAACCAUCCAAGCUGAUGCUAAAGCAUAUGUCAAAGUAUGUGAUCAAUGUCAAUGCUUCAGCAAUAUUCCCAGACAACCAGCAGAAUAUCUCUCGCCAAUGAUGGCCCCUUGGCCUUUCGCGCAAUGGGGACUAGACAUUUUGGGGCCCUUUCUGACUGGAACUCGGCAAAUGAAGUUUCUGGUGGUGGGAAUAGAUUACUUCACAAAAUGGGUGGAAGCCGAACCCUUAGCCAAAAUUACGCAGCAGAAUGUCAAGAACUUCGUCUGGAAGAACAUUGUAUGCAGAUUCGGAGUACUUAGAGUACUAGUGUCUGACAAUGGACGACAGUUUGACAACACACCUUUCAGGGAAUUUUGUGAACAGCUUGGAAUGAAGAACCAUUACUCCUCACCCUCCCACCCACAGGCCAAUGGCCAGGCAGAAGUAGCGAACCGAUCCUUACUUAAGAUCAUCAAGACUCGGCUCAAAGGGGCAAAGGGAAUAUGGCCGGAUGAAUUACCAGGUGUUUUAUGGGCUUAUAGAACGACAGCGAGAACUCCAACAGGAGAAACUCCUUUUAGACUAGCCUACGGAAGCGAGGCAGUUAUACCAGCAAAAGUACACAUGACGAGCCACAGGGUCAGGAAGUAUCAAACUGAAGAAAACGAGGAACAGCUCCGUCUUAACCUUGACCUUAUGGACGAGGUCAGGAUGGAUGCAGAAUAG